This is a messenger RNA of Coccidioides posadasii C735 delta SOWgp, 861 nucleotides long. The record is from RefSeq and is a predicted model, not a curated record. Lineage: Eukaryota; Fungi; Ascomycota; Eurotiomycetes; Onygenales; Onygenaceae.
AUGCCUCCUAGAAAGAAACAAAAGUUGUCAUCCCAAGCCCCAUCGACGCCAUCGCAAGCGGACAAUCCCCCCUCCAUACCUCCGAGCCAACAAGUCUCUUCUAAACCCGACGUUGACGCCGAUUCCAUUGUUGCGGAUCCUUGGACGGACGAUCAAGAGACAUCAUUGCUGAAAGGUAUAAUCAGAUGGAAGCCUAUAGGUUUGUCCACCGGAUUUCUUCGGGGUGAAAUUGGAUCGGAUACUCAUAUCAUCUCAGGAAUGCAUAAGCAUUUUCGCAUGUUAGCUAUCUCGGACCACAUGAAAAGCCAAGGCUACGCAACAGAUGAACAUACGCGAAUACCGGGUAUAUGGAAAAAAUUAGACUCAUUGUAUAAUCUUCCCGCAUUGGACGAAAGAGAAGAUCCAUUCGCAACAGAUGCCUCUGAAGAAGUAGAUGUCUCCAACGAACCUUAUUGUCCCUUCUCUUUGGAAGAGAGUGAAUAUGGUGACAUGAUGUUUGAGAGGAGAUUAGCUCCAGAAGGUUCAUCCUCUCCUCCUCCCAGUCUUCCAGUUCCGUCGAGGAGAGAAAGCACGAUUGCAGACACGGAUGAACCCCGAUCGUCCCCUGCUCCGUCGCGAGGCGGUAGACGUAGAGGGCGUGCGGCCCGCAGAACUAUCGGUACGCGAUCGUCAAGGCUAAGCGAAAAAGCGAGUGUCAAUGGGGACGACACUGGGGGAGAUAGAGAAGGUGCUGCGAUUGCCAGCGGGGCAGAACAGUCACAAGCUACGGGCUCAGCGGCCUCCAAACCAACCAGAGGCCAGACCACUAGGGGUAGAUCAAGGCGGGGAAGACCUCCGACUAGGCGAGGAAGAAGGAGAUAA